CUGAACGUCUGUCUUUGAAGUUACCUUUGUUCGAGUGUGUUUUGUUUGAGGGUUUAAAAUACGCUCCUGUCAAAUUUGCUCCUCCCGGUGGACUCGGUCUUUGCUGCUAAGUUUGGAGUUUAUCUUGGCUGCGUCUGAAUCCAAACCUGCUUUUUAAGAUUUUCCUCUCCAUCUCAUAUUCGGCUUUUAUCAGAACAAACAAGAAAAUCUGUUGAGCUAAGUGAUGUCAUAAUGGGAGUUUGGAUCUCAGGGGGAUGUUUGCUUCCCUCCACUCGCUCACUCUCAGAAGGAGAAGACGAGACACUCCCAAAAUAACAGACCACUGGGCCUAUGGGCACUCAGGAGAGAGUUUAACAAUUGAAGGGAGGGGGAGAGAGCGGAUCUGUCAACAGGUGGCAGAAGAAGAGUUCUGUAGCACGACGCUCAGUUCUUCAGGAGGAAGACAGGGGUGAGAGGAAGCUCACAACCAUGACCACUAGACUGCCGUGGACGGUCCUGCGCCUGCUGGUCCUGCUCUCCAUCAGCUCUCUGGUCAGUUCUGCAGACAAAGAAUCUUCGGCCCCGGAGCAGGGAGUCACCUUCAGCCACCUCUACAAAAUCGACAUUCCGGGGAGCUCCAGCUGUAAAUUGGAACCCCUCCCACUCCAGGACGAAGCAGGCCAGCAGGCGGGAGCGGCAACACAUGGUGACAAUGACAUCAUUUUCAGGCACAACAUCAGACUCCAGACGCCCAAGUGUGACUGCGAAGAGUCGGAAAGCUUCAAGUCCCUCUUGUACAGAGUGAAUGGGCUGGAGGAGGAAGUGAAUUACCUGAAGACACAGUGUGCUCAGGGCUGCUGUGGCAGAGGUGGAGCGGCAGGCGUGGACACAAGCUGUAGUGGUCAUGGGACCUACCAACAAGAAACAUGCAGCUGCAUCUGUGACCCAGGAUGGGAGGGUCCUGACUGCUCGGUGUCUUCCUGCCCUGACGAAUGCAACGACAACGGCCGCUGCGUGGACGGGAAAUGCGUUUGCCAUCAGGGCUACGCAGGACACGACUGUAGCCAAGCGCUAUGUCCCGACAACUGCAACGACAAAGGGCACUGCGUGGACGGAAAAUGUGUGUGCUUCGCUCACUUCAGCGGCGAGGACUGCAGCAUCCAGAGGUGUCCCAAUGACUGCAUCGGGAACGGUGUCUGCGUAGACGGGCGCUGUGUUUGUGAGCAAGGCUUUCAUGGCGAGGACUGCUCAUUAGUUCUUGGUCCUCAGGGUCUGCAGCUGGUCCAGACCACUGACGUCUCCCUGCUCGUGGAAUGGGAGUCUGUGCAUGGUGCAGAGCAUUACCUUUUGACAUAUCAUCCCAAACAUCAGAAGAAUGUCCUGAAGCAGGUCCAGGUUCCCAACACUGACAACUCCUACCUCAUCACCCAGCUGACUCCAGGGGUCACCUACGUGAUCCAGGUUCAUGCUGUUGUCAGGGAGAUCCAAAGUGAAGCAGAAACGAUUGAGGCAACGACAGACGUUUCGGCUUUGGACGGCAUCCGAAUCCUUGGGCAGACGGAGGUUUCCAUCCAGGUCGACUGGGAGAAUCCACAGACCGAGUUGGACCACUUCAGACUCAAACACGUCGACCCGUCCGGACAGCAGGAGGAACUGGACAUCCAGAAGAGCCAGGAGGCUCGAACAAAGCACACUAUUGUCGGUCUGAACCCAGGAACUGAGUACCUGAUCUCCGUGCAGGCCAUUAAAGGGUCCACUGAGGGCAAAGCAGCAUCUGUCACCGGAGCUACAGACAUUGAUGCUCCUCCAAAGUUGGUCACGACGGAGGUCACCGAGGACACGGUCGCAGUCUCGUGGGACCAGGUCCAGUCGGAGAUCGAGGGCUACAUGCUGAGCUACUCCACAGCUGAGGGCUCCAGCUUGGACAUCCCAGUCGGCCGUGACAGGACCUCAUACACGCUGAUCGGCCUGAAGCCCGGAGUCCUCCACACCGUCUACAUCUGGGCCUUCAACGGCGACAGAGUCAGCAGGAAGAGCUCCACACAAGCAGAAACAGACAUCGAUGCACCCAAACAGUUUAAGGCGACGGACGUGAGCGCAGAGUCGGCCACUCUCACCUGGACUCGCCCCCUCGCUGACAUUGACGGAUUCCUCCUCACGUACAGGGACGAGGAGUCCACCGCAGAGGCUGUUGAGAGGCAGAUCUCUGCUGGUGAGAGCAGCUUUGCUGCGUCCGGACUCCAGACGGGGACGAGAUAUGAGGUCACCAUCGUCGCCUACAGAGGACGCCAGAGGAGCAAAGUGGUGACAACCACCUUCAGAACAGUGGGUGUGCAGGUUCCCUUCCCAAUGGACUGUGUUCAGAUCCAGAUGAACGGCGUCAAGAAGAGCGGCGUCUACACCAUCUACAUCAACAACAACCGCUCCAAGCCUGCAGAGGUCUUCUGCGACAUGGACACGGAUGGCGGCGGGUGGCUGGUUCUGCAGCGUCGCACCUCCGGCAGGUUGGACUUCAUGAAGCGCUGGCGUCAGUACAUCGCAGGUUUCGGUGAUGUGACAGAUGAGUUUUGGAUUGGUCUGGACAGGCUGUACGAGCUCACCAACACACCCACCAGGUACGAGCUGAGGUUCGACCUGGGCCUGGGAUCAGAGAGAGCCUACGCCGUCUACGAUAACUUCCGGGUGGCUUCUGCCAAGCAGAAGUUCAAGCUGACCAUUGGAAACUACAGCGGGACGGCAGGGGAUGCGAUGACCUACCACCAGGGCCGACCGUGGACCACUGUGGACAAUGACAAUGACAUUGCCCUGGGUAACUGUGCGCUGACUCACAGAGGGGCCUGGUGGUACAAGAACUGUCACCUGGCCAACCCCAAUGGAAAAUGGGGGGACAACAGACACAGUGUGGGGGUGAACUGGGAGCCAUGGAAGGGCCACCUGACAUCUCUGGACUUCACAGAGAUGAAGAUCCGACCGGUGGGAGCCAUGGCCAGCAGGAAGAGACGCGUGGUGCUGGGAAAACAGAGAGUGACCCGUCAGAGGGAAUAAAACAAGACUACAGUUGAACAAUUUUGCUUCUCGUGUUAGUUUCCCUCCAGUGUUAUAAUAAAUAACUGUAUAUUUAUAUUUGAAUUAACCCUCCUAGUUACAGUCUCUGACCAAAUGGCGUGAUGAUUUAUUUCCCUGACAAACGAACAUUUCUCUUGUGAGGAAUAUGAUGGCGUUUUAUUCUUGUAGAUUACUAUAGUUCCACCUCUUCUUUGUCAGACCUCUUUCACCAGAAUAUGCUUGUAUGAUCCUGUGUGUUGCAGUGAGCUAUAGCAAUGCAUCGAAGGCUAAUACGGCACAGUUUGGUGGGAAAGACUGAAAUGAAAAUGGUAUUUUGGUGCAUAUAUCCCUUCAGUUAUAGAUGGUGGGUAGGAAACUAAACUAGCUCACUCUUUAAGAGCUGCAUCGUGUGUUAAUAAUGUCACACCUUUAUCUGUUUGUCAGGUUUCCACCCACGAAUUGAGCCUCAAAACGCAGAAGUUUUGGUGGUUGCUCAGUAUCUUUUCCUCGUGUCUUGAAAGAAUGUUUUGUCACUGCGCAAACUUUCCUG
Messenger RNA from Synchiropus splendidus (mandarinfish), 3574 nucleotides. RefSeq names its product tenascin N (gene tnn). The coding region runs from base 469 to 3024 and encodes 851 amino acids. The record is from RefSeq and is a predicted model, not a curated record. Lineage: Eukaryota; Metazoa; Chordata; Actinopteri; Syngnathiformes; Callionymidae. The transcript is spliced from 16 exons. Gene Ontology annotation, molecular function: protein binding.